CUCAAACACACAAACCCUUCUUUAAACAUUUUUUUUCUGUGAAACUCUUCCAAAUCCAAAUCCAAAUCCAUCACCAUUUGCUGCUACAAGGGAAAAAAAAUGUCGAGCAAAAGGCCUUGUGAAGAUUUUGGAUCGGGAACGCCCAGAAAGAAACCAGCAAGGGUUUUAAGAAUUGAACCUGAUUCAGAUGAUGAAGAAAAAGAGGAAAAAGUUUUUUAUUUUCGGGUUCUUUUGCCUAAUGGGGUAACUUUGGAGUUGCAAGUACGUGAAGCACCAGGUGAAAUGUCUGUUAAGGAGUUUGCUGUUUUAGUGAGGCGUGAAUAUGGGCGAAGAACAGAGUUACCUAAGACCAAAACACAGAUUAAUUGGUCUAGCAAGGAUUUGCAUUUUGUAGAUGCUUUUGAGAACAAGAUAACUAAAAUAUUGGAUUUCAAGAUUCUCAAGCCCAACAAGUCUUAUAUGAUAAGGCUUUGUGAUGGUUCAACUGAAGAAGCUACAUAUAAGAAUAUGUGGGAUCUUACACCAGAUACUGAUUUGUUGAUGGAGCUACCACAAGAAUAUACUUUUGAAACAGCACUGGCAGAUUUGAUUGACAAUUCAUUGCAGGCUGUAUGGUCCAAUCAAGCAAAUCAGAGGAGGCUAAUAAGUCUAGAGUUAACCGAAAGUAGGAUUACACUCUUUGACACAGGCCCUGGAAUGGAUGGAAGUUAUGAAAACUCUAUUGGGAAAUGGGGAAAGAUAGGAGCUUCUCUAAAUAGAUUAUCGAGAGACACAGGCAGAGGAGGAAAACCUCCAUACCUAACGCCUUUCUUUGGUUUGUUUGGUUAUGGAGGACCUAUUGCAUCUAUGCAUUUGGGAAGACGAGCCUCAGUUUCUUCAAAGACAAAGGAGUCUAAGAAAGUAUAUGUGUUACAUCUUGACAGAGAAUCUCUACUCCGCUGUUCUUCUUCUCAACAAACUUGGAGGACUGAUGGAAAGGUUAGAGACCCCUUGGAAGACGAGUUACGCGAAUCAACUGAUGGUAGCUUCACUAAAGUUGAAAUUUUUCAUCCAAAGAUGAGAAGCAAAAGCGUACAGCUACUACAAUACAAACUGAAAGAUAUAUACUUCCCUUAUAUUCAGUGUGACGAAGUAUCAAGUACAGGAAGAACCAUGAUGCCUGUUGAGUUUGAGGUCAAUCACACCAACUUAGCAGAAAUUGAAGGUGGAGAGGUGGCAACGACAAACUUACUAUCCUGCAAUGGUCCCGAGUUUGUAAUGCAACUUAGCUUUCAUGUAAAGGAUAGUGACGGUUUAAAAGCUGGUUCAGGAAAGAGAUCAUCCCUCGAAGCACAUGCUCGCCUGAGGUGUGUUUAUUUUCCAGUGGUGCAGGGUAAAGAGAGUAUUGAGCGGAUAUUGAAAAAACUAGAAGCAGAUGGGUAUGGAAUUACAGAGAAUUUUGAAAGUUUCAGUCGUGUUUCUGUCCGGAGGUUGGGUCGUCUACUUCCAGAUGCUCGAUGGUCUUGGCUUCCCUUCAUGGAACCUAAGGCAAGCAAGAGUGACAGGGCUGACGUCUUGAAGAGAUGCUGCUUUAGAGUAAAAUGCUUUAUAGAGACCGAUGCUGGUUUCAACCCAACACCGUCAAAGACUGACUUAGCACAUCAGCAUCAUUACACCAUUGCAUUAAGGAAUUUCGGCAACAAGCCUUUGGAGAAAGAUAACAAUGUUCACGUUGAGAUAUCCAAAGAUGGAAAAAAGUUGACUCUCUUGCAACUGGAGAAGCAAUAUCAGGAGUGGAUGUUUCAGAUGCAUGAUCGUUAUGACGAGGAGGUUGACUGUGGAGAGGAUCAACCUACUAUUGUAAUUGACCCUUCAGACAAGAAAGUUAUGAGAAUCCACAAGGUUUUCCGGAGGAAAGGCAUAACUUGGAAAUCAGGGCAGAAGAUUAAGAUUUUGAAGGGAGCUUAUAGGGGUUUCCAUAAAAACAACGUUUUCGCCACAUUGGAAUUUAUUAUCCUUGAAGGAUUGCAGGGGGACUCAGGUGGUGAGGCUCGAAUCAUCUGCAGGCCAUUAAAUGUCCCUGCUGAGAGCGGUUGUCGCCUAACAUUUGAUAAAGGGUGUGCUGGCUUUGAAAUCCGUGAAUCAAAACCUCUGCCGAUUAGUGUGAUUGAUGCUGGAAAGUGCUUAUCUGUUGAUAAUACGGAAUGGGAGAACCAAAUUUUGAAACUCCAAGAGAAAACCACUCCAUCAUCCAUUGACAUAUUCGAUGCCAAGCAAUGUCAGGACUUGGGCAUUGAGGGGGAGCUACCUGAGGAUGUUGUUGAUGCUGGACAUGAACCUCCUGAGGUGAUUGUUGCAGUUGUUCGUCCGGCUUCUUUUAGUUCUGUUACUGCAUCCAAAAGUUUGGAUCAGAAACACAUCAUGAAAGAAAAUUUUGAGAUGACUCUAGAGGUCAAAUUUAAAGCAGAUGAGAACGAGAAGAAACAUAGUCAUAUUUACUCGGGGCUAUUGACUCCUUCAUCACUUAAAGGGUCGAAUGGUCUAUAUAUAUUUCCCCUGAAGAAGAAGUUACCAGAUCUAUUUCAGAAAGCAGGCAUCUAUCUGUUUCGAUUUUCUCUUAAAGAAAGUCGUACAUUCUCUAAAAAGGAAGUGCGCGUGAAAGCAUUGUCUGAGGCUGCUAGUUGGAAACUUGAAAGUGAUGGGACGGGUACACACAGUGUAAGGGUUGGUUCUUGUUUCCCAGAGGUUUUGAGUGUUGCAUGUUAUGAUAGAUUUUCCAAUCGUAUACCAUUUAAGUUGCAAACAGAGAUAGAGAUGAAGUUAAGUUCUAGCGGCAGAGCUAUUGUAUCGCAAUUCAGUUACGAUCAAUACAUUACACGUGACAAAUAUACCAUGAAGUUUAAGAAUGUAACCAUUGCAACUAGUGAGUUGGAUAAGAUUCGACCAAGUUAUGAAGCUACCUUACAUAUAUGUUCAAAGGAGGAUUCAUUUUUAGUAGCUAUUCCAUGUGCAGUUAUUCCAGGACCACUGCAACGUGUCCUCCUGCGUCCUGUAGAUUUUGGCAAGAAAUUGGUUCCUGGGAUGAUAAUUAAGGAGCUUGCUCUAGAGAUAUUUGACAAAUAUGGUAAUCAUAUGAGAAAAGAUGAGCACAUCAAGCUGAUGGUGGAAGGAUUGCAAUUACUAGAUAAAGGAGAUUGUUUUUCUAAGGUCGAUGAUCAUGGGUGUGUAAACCUUAGUGGAACCUUGAAGGUCACAGCAGGAUAUGGUAAACCUGUUUCCAUUUCCGUUUUUUCUGGCGAUGAAGUAGUUUUCAAGAAAGAGUUCCGAACAGAGAGGAGAUCGUUGCAAGUUGCAUCCACGGUACCUGAAGCUUGUUCUGCUGGUUCUCAUUUGGAAGAGAUUAUCUUUGAGGUUAUAAAUUCUGCUGGUCAAGUGGAUCAAGAUAUCAAUGAUGAUGAGGAGAAUGGCCAUUCCCAUACCCUUCUGAUAAGACAGAACUCAUUGAGGGGAGAAGACAAUGUGAGAUACAGCUUCCAUCAUGGACGCUGCAUUGUUCGCUCCAUUCCUCUUCCAAAUCGCGAAGGGAUUUGCUGCUUUGUAGCUAGUCACUCUCGUUUCCAUGAGCUGCAGACAAGCAUAGAGGUGCAUGUCGAGAAAGCAAUAAACAGUGAACAUCAAAGUCUGAAUAAAGAGAUUAUGCUUCUGGAAGAUUCAUCUUCUUUGAAAGGCCCAGAAACGAUAUACGACAACACCUAUGAUGGAAGUAUAGUGCCCUUCAAGGAUUCAUGUGCUUCCGUGGAUCUGGAAGACAGACUACAAAAUCUUGUGGAAGAUAUUUGCAAAUAUAACCGAUGCAUCAGACAAUGUGAAGCAAACGUGGAAACACUUGAUAUGAAGCGAUCAAAUAUUCUGCUUGAGAUGUCCAACUUGGGAGCUUGCAUUGGUCUUGAUUCUUUUCACGAUUUGGGCUAUGAUAAAGUCAUGGUUAUGGAGAGGAUUGAAGGAAAGGUGGACAGUGCAGCUGCUGUUGUCCACAGGCUGCUCAGAUCACCAAAUUCUGAACAGCUACAUCUUGAAUAUGUUAAUGACAUACUUGGCGUGGUUGCACUUCUUGGAGAGGUUCUCACCCAUAAGCUUAGCAGCAUGCUUUCAACAUACCUGGGAGAAGAUCAGAUGGUUGCUGUAGUAUGCAAAUCCCGUGCAGCUGCUAGAGCUCUUGAGAAUUAUCGAAUGGAUGGAAAUGUCAAUUGCGCCAAUGCUUUUGACAUAUUAGCUGAGCUUGGAACUUCCAUCAGUGGUCGAUAUUUGGUGAUAUGCCUUGAGGAUAUUAGGCCAUAUUCGCAAGGAGUCUGCACUGAUCCCCAAAGAAAACUAGCUCUUCCACAGCCUACUUUAUUAAAUGGAGAAACUCCUCCAGGCUUUUUGGGUUACGCAGUCAAUAUGAUAAUCCUCUCUGAAGAGCAUUUGCAGUUGAGGACUGCUUCAGGUCAUGGUCUACGGGAGACAUUAUAUUAUCGUCUGCUCGGUAAGCUUCAAGUCUACAAGUCUAGGGAGCACCUUUACCAGGCAAGUUCCUGCAUAGAAGAUGGUGGGGUUUCCUUGGAUGGUGGAAUGAUGAGAGGAAAUGGAGUUGUAUCUGUUGGAUCUGAGGAACCAUAUAUUCUAUUUCCAGUCAUCUCUCUGGAAAGACAGUUGCCCCUCUCUCCAGAGAAAGUUGAAAAAUUGAAGCGAAUUGAAGACAGGAAGCUGGAACUAAGUCAAUUGCAAGGUCAGAGAGAGGAACUGAUCAAGACUAGUGCAACGUACAAGCAUAAGUUGGCAAAGUGCAAGGGGAAGUUGGCCAAAAACUAUAAGGCAGCUAGAAGAGUUGGGACCUCCACCUGGAAUGUACAACUCUGACAUGGAUAUUAGCCAGGGCUAGUGGUUGAUACUGGUUUGCUUCUUCCGAGGCGUAUACAUGUAAUUACCUAAACCAAAGCUUCUAUGUUCAUUUAUGCUGGAGACUUCCCUUUUGUGGAACAUAUUUUUGUAUCCUUCCAUGGUAUAUUUUGAUGAGAAACACAGGGCAGUAUAUUGUACAGAUCAACACCUAGAGCAGUCCAAGAAAAUGAAUGAUCAAGGUGCAUCUUCCCACCGCUUUGUUAGCCUUGGUGGGUAAAGUUAGUUUACCUUUUGUAAAGUCUUAGGAAUCAAUUAUUGAUCUUUGUUUGGAAAAGAAUUGGAAGUGAAGCUGCUGCAUCUGGUUGCGUUUUCAGAUAUGCUUGUAUGUGACAGUGGGAAUAACGAUUGAUUAUGUGCU
Molecule: messenger RNA, 5278 nt
Organism: Lycium barbarum (goji berry)
Lineage: Eukaryota; Viridiplantae; Streptophyta; Magnoliopsida; Solanales; Solanaceae
Product: structural maintenance of chromosomes flexible hinge domain-containing protein GMI1
Exons: 38
Coding region: 100-4878 (1592 amino acids)
Source: RefSeq, a predicted model, not a curated record